UUCCCUGGGACCCCUGGCCCCGGUCGCCCUCUCUCCCCCGUCUGGUUAGACCAUCCGCCCUGCGCCCCCGCGCCGUCCGGGUUCUCCGAGCCCCGCGGUCGCGCCCCAGCCAUGACCCCGGCCCCAGUUCUUAUAGCCUCGGAAGAUCUUCCAGUCCCUGGGGUCCAGUUCCUGGGGAGGGGGCUCUGAUCCCUUGGAACGCUGGCCCCAUCAUUCGGACGAAGAAUCAGCCAAAAUUCCUACACAGAAUAAAACUGGAAAACACACCCAGGAGCUCCCGGCACGCGCCGGGCACCUCCUGCCCUUCCCCUCUGGAAAGGUAUUUCUGGAUGAUGCGUUCCUCCCCCAUCCCCCCAACCCUGUCAUCCGCUUCCGUCCUGGGUUGGGGGACACAGACGCUGGGAGGAUUACAAGUGGGUGCCCCGAAUCCAGCUCAGCCUGACGACUAGAAAGGCAGGACACCUGUUGGGAUGGGCCUCCAGGACCCAGGAGUGGCACAAGGAGGACCAAGGAGUUCUUGCCCAAGACAGGGACUCUGCAGCCAGCCCUGGAGCCCUGGACCCACCCCCUGCCCCUCAGCGCCACUGUUCCCCAGAGGAUCAUUAAGGGAUGGACCAAUCUUCACCCCUCCAUUCUCACUCUGAGUUGUCCUUCUGAGAAGUCAUCCCUCCCAAUCCCCAGCUUUCCGGAGACUGGACCAGGCUUGGGUCCUUACAGAGCGCAACCCCCACCCGAAGCCCAGAUGCCACAGUAGAGUGUUUACUUCCGGUCCCCUCCUCCCUGGGCCCAGGGCCAUCAAGGGAGGAGCAAUGGAUAAGUGGGCGGGCAGGCCCCGGUUGUGUCUGAUGCUGCUUCUGUCCCUCCCUCAGCUCUGCCUGGAUCAGGAGGUGUUGUCUGGACACUCUCUUCAGACACCCUCCGAGGAGAGCCAAGGCCCUGAAGGGGUCUGGGGUCCUUGGGACCAGUGGGCCUCUUGCUCUCAGCCCUGUGGGGUUGGGGUACAGCGCCGGAGCCGGACAUGUCAGCUCCCUACAAUUCAACUCCACCAGGGCCUGCCCCUUCCACCCCGGCCCCCAAGACAUCCAGAAGCCCUGCUUCCCCGGGGUCAAGGCACCAGACCGCAGACUUCCCGAGAAACCCUUCCCCUAUACAGGCCACCGCCUCGAGGAAGAGGUGGCCCUCUUCGAGGUCCUGCUUCUCAAUUAGGGAGAGAGGAGGCUCCGGAGACUCAAGGAGCCAGGAGGUCCCGGGUUCGAGACCCCAUCAAGCCAGGAAUGUUUGGCUAUGGGAGGGUGCCUUUUGCUUUGCCGCUCCAUCGGAACCGCAGGCAUCCCCGAAGACCACCCAGAUCUGAACUCUCUCAAACCUCAGAUCUUCCAUCCCUGACUCCGAGAACAGAGCCACCUUCCACAAACCACACCCAGAAAACAGAACUGUCUCCUACAGAAUCUUCUGCCCACACCCUCCCACCCCAAGUAGAACCAAGCCCUGAAGCUGCUCAGACAGCAGUGCCCUCUAGAGCCAGGCCUGCCCCCACAGGGCCACACCCCAGAGCCCAGGCCUCUGGCACAGAGCCCUCCUUUCAUUCCCCAUCCCCAGGAGAAGGUAGCUCCUUUCACCUGUCCCUUCAGCCAAGAAGGCCAAGUUCCCAGGGUUGGGCCAGUCCCAGGCUAGCAGACAGACACCCUAAUCCUUUCCUUUCUGUGCCUUGGGGCCGAGGCCAGCAGAGCCGGGAGCAGUGGAGACCUGGGGGGCAUCUCCAUGGGUCCCUCACAGAGUCUGCCCCUCCCCAGCCAGAUGGCUGGCUGCCUCUGCUGAGCUCUGGCCCCAACUCCAGCCCACUCUGGAGCCUCUUUGCUCCCAGUAGCCCUGUCCCAAGAUGUUCUGGGGAGAGUGAACAGCUGAGAGCCUGCAGCCAAGCGCCCUGCCCCCCUGAGCAGCCAGACCCCCGGGCCCUGCAGUGUGCAGCCUUUGACUCCCAGGAGUUCAUGGGCCAACUGUACCAGUGGGAGCCCUUCACGGAAGUUCAGGGUUCUCAGCGCUGUGAGCUGAACUGCCGUCCCCGUGGCUUCCGCUUCUAUGUCCGUCACACCCAAAAGGUCCAGGACGGGACCCUGUGUCAGCCCGGAGCCCUGGACAUCUGUGUGGCUGGACGCUGUCUGAGCCCUGGCUGUGAUGGCAUCCUCGGCUCUGGCCGGCAUCCAGAUGGCUGUGGCGUCUGUGGGGGUGAUGAUUCUACCUGUCGCCUCGUCUCGGGGAACCUCACCGAGCGGGGUGGCCCUCUGGGUUAUCAGAAGAUCUUAUCCAUUCCUGCCGGGGCCUCCCGACUCCAGAUCGCCCAGCUCCGGCCCAGCUCCAACUACCUUGCACUUCGAGGUCCUGGGGGCCGGUCCAUCAUCAAUGGAAACUGGGCUGUGGAUCCCCCUGGGUCCUAUACCGCCGGCGGGACUGUCUUCCGGUACAACCGUCCUCCCCGGGAGGAGGGCGCUGGGGAGAGUCUGUCCGCAGAAGGCCCCACCACCCAGCCCGUGGAUGUCUACAUGAUCUUUCAGGAGGAAAACCCAGGUGUUUUCUAUCAGUAUGUCAUCUCUUCACCUCCCCCGAACCUUGAGAACCCCACUCCGGAGCCUCGUGUUCCUCAACUCCAGCCUGAAAUUUUGAGGGUAGAGCCCCCUCCUGUUUCAGCGCCCCGCCCUGCCCGCACCCCAGGCACCCUCCAGCGGCAGGUGAGGAUCCCCCAGAUGCCCGCCCCACCCCCUCCCAGGACACCGAUGGGGUCUCCAGCCGGAUACUGGAAACGAGUGGGACACUCAGAGUGCUCGGCAUCCUGUGGGAAAGGUGUUUGGCGCCCCAUCUUCCUCUGCGUUUCUCGAGAGUCAGGAGACGAGCUGGAUGAACGCAGCUGUGCCAUGGGUGCCAGGCCCCCAGCCUCCCAGGAGCCCUGCCACGGCCCCCCAUGCCCACCAUACUGGGAGGCCGGCGAGUGGACGUCCUGCAGCCGUUCAUGUGGGCCGGGCACCCAGCACCGUCAGCUACGCUGCCGGCAGGAGUUUGGGGGCGGCGGCUCCUCAGUGCCCCCCGAGCGCUGCGGGCACCUGCCCCGGCCCAACAUCACCCAGCCCUGCCAGCUGCGCCUCUGCGGCCAUUGGGAGGUUCGCUCGCCCUGGAGCCAGUGCUCUGUGCGAUGCGGGCGCGGCCAGAGGAGCCGGCAGGUCCGCUGUGUCGGCAACAACGGGGAUGAAGUGAGUGAGCAGGAGUGCGCCUCAGGGCCCCCGCGGCCCCCCAGCAGAGAGGCCUGUGACAUGGGGCCCUGCACCACGGCCUGGUUCCACAGCGACUGGAGCUCCAAGUGCUCAGCGGAGUGUGGGACGGGAAUCCAGAGACGUUCUGUGGUCUGCCUUGGGAGUGGGGAGGCCCACGGGAUAAGCCAGGAGGAAGCAGGGGCAGGAGCCGGUGAGCAGACCUGUGCACCCGGAAGCCGGCCCCCUGACAUGCGUGCCUGCAGCCUGGGGCCCUGUGAGGUGUCGUGGUGCUGGUACACUGGGCCCUGGGCGGAGUGCUCCUCAGAGUGCGGCUCUGGCACGCAGCGUAGAGACGUCAUCUGUGUGUCCAAACUGGGGACUGAGUUCAACGUGACUUCUCCUAGCAACUGUUCCCACCUUCCCAGGCCCCCUGCCCUGCAGCCCUGUCAAGGGCAGGACUGCCAGGACCGGUGGUUUUCUACACCCUGGAGUCCGUGUUCUCGCUCCUGCCAGGGCGGCGUGCAGACAAGGGAGGUCCAGUGCCUGACUGCCAAUCAGACCCUCAGCAUCCGAUGCCCUCUUCAUCUGCGGCCCGCCAGGAAACGAUCCUGUAACAGCCAGCCCUGCAGCCAGCGCCCUGAUGACCAAUGCAAGGACAGCUCUCCACACUGCCCCCUGGUGGUGCAGGCCCGGCUCUGCGUCUAUCCCUACUACACAGCCACCUGUUGCCGCUCUUGUGCCCAUGCCCUGGAGCGGUCUUCCCCAGAGCCUGCCUGAAAAGGGUCCAAGAGACCCUCUCCUUGUGGUUUUCUCAUACCACCAUCAGUCACCCCUCAAUCAUCCCACUCUGUAUCCUCUGGCUCUCCAGCCUGUCCUGGUCUCACUAGAGAUGUCCCCCAGGGUGAUGGAAGUUGGCAAGAUGAUGGACAGUGACCAUCAAGAUGUGUGGCUGGGUCUGUGCCUGUGUGGGGUGUGAUGGUGUGUGUGCACACAUGCACCCAAAUGUGUAUGGGCCCGUAUGGAUGUGUGUGCGCCCAUACAUCUGUAUCACUUCUCAAAAAGAAGUUACACAGUCCCCCGGGAGGGGAUGAUGCCUGUUUCCAAGAGAGUUUUCUGGGAUGAGAGGAAAGCAAGUUUGCAGCUCUUUGGGAAUCCGAGCUACUUAGAGUCUGGCCUCCACAUUAAUCCCAAUUUUGUGUCCUAACCCUCAUUUCUCCUGUUCAGGCCAUGUAUCAUGUAAACCAUCCUUCUGUCCUCUGACUCCUCCCUUUACCUAGUUUCUAUCCCUCCCUCUCAUAGCUAAUGAGGGGUGGGGGUGAGCGAGUGCCUUCCAGGAAGAGAGACUGUCUCCCAGAGCAGAGACCAGCUGGGCAGAGGAUGGAAAAGAGCAAGUUUAGAAUAAGACAUCCUAGCCCCUGCUUCUGCUCCCCACCUCCUAAAGUGGUUCCUACUCCAGAACUAAUUUAUUUUUAUUAAAGAUGAUUAUGACAAAUGA
Molecule: messenger RNA, 4737 nt
Organism: Capra hircus (goat)
Lineage: Eukaryota; Metazoa; Chordata; Mammalia; Artiodactyla; Bovidae
Gene: ADAMTSL4
Product: ADAMTS like 4
Exons: 18
Coding region: 810-4019 (1069 amino acids)
Biological process (GO): extracellular matrix organization
Cellular component (GO): extracellular matrix
Molecular function (GO): metalloendopeptidase activity
Source: RefSeq, a predicted model, not a curated record